AUGUAUUUUACCACGUCUUUUGUUGCUGCCGCUGCAGCCGCUCUUGUCGCCGCUCCUGUUAGCGCACAUAUGUUGAUGAGCUCGCCCCAUCCGUAUGGACCCAGCACGCUCAACAACGGUCCCCUAGAGAACAAUCUUGCAGAUUUCCCUUGCAAGCAGAGACCCGGUGUCUACGAUCCACCUUCCCAAGAAAAUGUCAUGGCCAUCGGUGAAGAACAAACCCUUUCAUUCAAAGGAAGCGCAGUUCAUGGUGGCGGCUCAUGCCAGGUUUCCUUGACCACCGACAUGAAACCAACCAAAGACUCUGUCUGGAAGGUGAUUCAUUCUAUCGAGGGUGGCUGCCCCGCGAACGUUGAUGGGAAUCUUCCUGAGGAUCCCAACGGCACUGGGGCCAGCACUUUCAAGUACAAGAUCCCAUCUAGCAUUUCACCCGGCGAAUACACCCUAGCCUGGACCUGGAUUAACCGUAUCGGCAACCGAGAAUUCUAUAUGAACUGCGCCCCCAUCAAAGUAACUGGAUCCAAGAAACGAUACGUCCCCACUCCAGCUGUGGAAUCGAGAAGCACGGUCCCCCUUUCAAAACGUGCUGAUCUGCCAAACAUGUUUGUCGCCAACAUUAACGACUGUGUCACCAAGGAGGGCGUUGAUAUUAGAUUCCCAAAUCCUGGCUCGUCCGUUCAGCGUAGCGGUUCUGCUCAAAAUUUGAUGAAGGCUGGCGGCCCUGUCUGCACUAUGAAGAACGGAAGCAAUGGCCCAAUGGCACCUGCAGAUGGCGGUAGCUCUCCUUCUGGCGGCAACGGAGGAAACGGUGGCAAUGGUGGUAAUGGUGGAAGCACGCCUGCUUCUUCUUCUUCUUCUGCGCCCAGCCAGCCUUCUAAAUCUCCUGGUAUUUUCUUACCUUCUCAACCAGCCUCUGCACCCACCUCUGCACCUCCCGCUGCCGGUACUCCUUCUCCAGCUCCCUCUGCCCCGUCGGCCGACUCUUCACCUCCAAGUGCUCCGGCUCCAAGUUCUCCAGCUCCACCCAGCUCGCCACCGGCUUCUCCACCCUCUACUCCUCCAACUAGCCCAUCGCCACCCAGCGGCGGUAAUGGUUCCUCUCAGGCCUGUACUGACGAGGGCACCUGGAACUGCCUUGACGGAAGCUCUUUCCAGCGCUGUGCGAGUGGAACCUGGUCCGCUUCCAUUCCGAUGGCGAAAGGCACUAGUUGUGUUGUUGGUAUCUCUAAGGAGCUGAAGCUUGACAUGACCAAAACCGCCAUGCGCCUACGCCGUCGCCAUGGCCACUCUCGCUCUCACUAG
Molecule: messenger RNA, 1302 nt
Organism: Ophidiomyces ophidiicola
Lineage: Eukaryota; Fungi; Ascomycota; Eurotiomycetes; Onygenales; Onygenaceae
Exons: 1
Coding region: 1-1302 (433 amino acids)
Source: RefSeq, a predicted model, not a curated record